Molecule: messenger RNA, 1002 nt
Organism: Diaporthe amygdali
Lineage: Eukaryota; Fungi; Ascomycota; Sordariomycetes; Diaporthales; Diaporthaceae
Exons: 3
Coding region: 1-1002 (333 amino acids)
Source: RefSeq, a predicted model, not a curated record
AUGCCCUCUUACGGACUGCAACCCAUGGCGGAGGCUGCUGGGCUCGCCAUCGGCGCUGUCGCUCUUGUCAGCUUGUUCCAGACUGCAAUUGAGCUUCUCGAAUACUUUGAGGCAGGUCGGGGUCUGGCCUCGGACUCAGAACUCGCCGCUACCAAGCUGAGCCUACUCGAGGCACGGCUUAGGCAAUGGGGGGAUGACCUGCAGGUUGAAUACCCUGGUCAAGAAGAUGGGGGGUUACGCACACGUUGGGCGGAUGAGGGAGGUCUUGUGACAAGGAGCCUCGAAGGCAUCAGCGAAAUCCUGGGAAAUGCGUCACAACUGAGCGAAAAAUAUGGUCUACAUAAAAAGAGGCGGCUUGUCUGGCAUUCCAAUAUCCCUCUCUUGUAUCCUAUUUUACACAGAGCCGACAUACCCAUCUCCUCCCCUCGAAGGUCAUCGAGGAUUUCUCCCUCGAUUCGCAGACAGGCUGUCUGGGCGAUCAAAGACAAGAAGAGGUUCGAGUCUCUGAUAUCCGACCUUGACUUCUUUAUUACCAAUCUGGAGAAGGUCAGCGGCCGUCUGUUAAAGCUUGAUUGUGCUGAUUGUGACGGUUUGGCGCAGUCCAACAACUCCCCUGAAUCAACCAUGGCGUCCAACCCCCCGAAUGAUCUCAUGAGGAGCCUUACAGGGGAUAGACACAGACGGCAGGGAUAUUCUGGAGCAACUCAAACGACUUCUACAAGUAGCGACACGUCGACAAAGUCUGCCUCCGCCGCCAGACCGGAGACGCACCAUCAUUUUAUCAACGUGAAUGCUAGUGGCGAAGCCUUCCAGCCCUUGGGCGACAUCGACAGUGAAAGCAAUUACAAGCACAAGUAUCAGCAUGUUGAUGCGAAAGACUCGGCAUUCCAGCCCUGUGGCAAUUCCAAGAGCCCCGGUCUUAUUGAUCUCCUGAAGCAGCAUCAGGAGGGUUUCAAAAACAGACCGACAACGCAGCACUCACACGGGAACAGGAGGCAGUAG